This is a messenger RNA of Bactrocera latifrons, 2147 nucleotides long. RefSeq lists its product as uncharacterized. The record is from RefSeq and is a predicted model, not a curated record. Lineage: Eukaryota; Metazoa; Arthropoda; Insecta; Diptera; Tephritidae. The transcript has a single exon. Bases 1030 to 1716 code for a protein of 228 amino acids.
GGAAUAUUUUUCAGAUAAUUUUUUACACGUUUCACCCCUCUUGAGUUCCGAAUAUCCUUAGUUUCGCGCAUAUUUCACUAAGAACAAAACAAACAAAUAUUCACCUUAACAGAAAUUCACUUAAUAAAUGAAAAUGUUUUACCUUGAAAGAAAUUAACCAAAACUAAAAUUAUACUUUCAUUUAACGCGCACUCAUAGGCUCACCAGCGAAGACGAAUCACUCUCGAUCAAGUAAAUAUUUUUUACGUAUAAAUAAUAAGUACAAAUAUUGAUCCAACUGUUUAUUUACAUAUACAUGAAGGAGGAAGUAAAUGAAUGCUCUGAGUUUGUCAGUAUGUAUGUACAUUUAUACUUUCUUUUCAUGCCUAGUGUAAAUGUUGUAUUUCUUUACAUAUGUGUGUAUGUAGGCACAUAUGAGUAUAUGUAUACAUAUAUGUAUAUAUGUAUAUUCAGAAACUUAAAGCAUGUUAUAUAGUAAUGCCUUCUUUAAUCAUCGUCAUUUUAGAAACAAUUUCAUUUUUAUUUUAAUAAGAGUUUCUUCGAAAAAAAUUGCCGAUUUUUAACCAGUUUUACAUACUGAUGUAUGUACAUAGAUACAUACAUAUGUAUGUAUUUAUUUAUAAUUUUUUCACUUUCACCACCACCUUCGACUGUGUCCGGCUAAGUUGAGUACACCAAAAGUGAGAUGUAUUUGCUUUUACGUAUGUAUGUACAUUAUAUCACCUGAGUACACUAUCAAAAACAUUACAAGUGAUAAUAUAAACUGUUUUUUGGAGAGUACCGACUAAUACUGGAGUUUGAAAGAUUCAAAUAAAUUGUACAGACUUGAAGGCCGAAUUGCAGACGAUACCAAUUACAAAUGCUGGUCGCGUGCAUUUUGUUGGUAACUCAAAGCGACAUCAUGCGACUUAUGCGAAAGACUAGUCCGCAAGCCGAUAAACUAACAGUUAGUUUAUUGAAGCAAACGAGGACGGUACAAAUUAGAUAAUUGCUUUAGUGUAAAGCAGCAAUUCAAAUACCUCUUUUAAUAUGAUCAAAUUUCACGGUAGUACCAAAACACUUUCGAGCUUUUUAUUUUUGAGUUUUAUUUGUUGUGUUAUUAUAUUUGGUAAGACCACUACACAGGCGCGGAUACUACCUUUGUUAUGGAGUGCAUCAUAUAAAUCAGAGAAAACGGAUCCUUUUGAUCUUGCCACUGGGAGCAUCGGGAGUGGAAAACAGUUUGGCUACAUACAAUCUUUACCUAAUGUAACUUUGAUCCUGCCAAGUAGAUCACAGAAUAGUACUAAUCCGCAACAUCUCUUACUGCAUAAGUCUGUUUUUGAUACCGUAAGAUUAAAUCUACAACAAGCUACCAGUAAUAAUAAAUGGAUCAUCAAAAUAUAUGGUGAAGGCACCGAACACAAAUUUCCGCCAUUUCUGGAGCGCAUCAUUCAACGUAUCCAAACAUAUUUUUCAGUUUAUAAGUACACUGACACUAGUGAAGUAGGAAGUUCCACAAUUUCUCUAGGCAGCAUAGCUGCAAACGAUGUGGUAACAAAAGAAAACCUUUCCUCUUUGGAUACUACAUCGGUAAAAGAAGGAAUCAGAAAUUUAACACAACCUCUAAAUAGCUUAAAGGAUGAAUCGACUGUGCAAGAAAAUAAUGCUGACUUGAUAGAGUUUAUCGCAAUAGGCGAAUAUGAUGACGAUUACAAAGUUAUGACCGAAGACUGAAUAUUAGUGAUAUAAGUAUGUAUGUAUAGUAUAUAACAUCAUAAUUUAGACUUAUAAUACAAAAAUAAAAUAUCAACAAGGAUGAAAAUAUUGAUUUAAUUAGUAGUGCCUUGUCGCUUAAUAUUGUGUAAUAGAUUACUUUUUGUUCAAAGGCGUCUGUACUUUCGAAAACAAUGUCAACAAAUGUUAUUUAGUACGCUAUAUAUCCAUACCGUUGUGUGGCUCAUUUGUAUCUCUAGUGAACUUGUCCAUAUGUAUAUGGUUAUACAAAUAAAUAAAUAGAUAUUUAAGUAUGUAUGUAUGUAUAUACUUACCACGAUUCAAUGAAGACGAUAGCGUGAAAGAUCGUGACUGAGACCUACAAUUUUAAUUACAUAUUUAAAAUUGCGCAAUAACAUACUAUACUUACAUAUGUAUACUUAUACUGUUUG